GUAACACUUUCGUUUAUAUUUGAUAUUCGUUUGUAUUUGAUAAUUAGUGUCUAACUAUAAACUAGCUAAACUUAAAAAAUUUGUCUCGUAAAUUAUAGAAAAAAUAUAUAAUUAAUUAUUUUUUAUCUAUAUAUUAAUGUUUCUUUUAAAGAUUCGAUGUGACAGGCACCGAAGCAGCCCGGAAGCUUCGUGCACAUAAACAUAUAUGCCUCGUCUAACAAACCCUUAAUUAAAACAUAAAAAAUCUGGCUACAAAUAGCAGCAACCCCACUGCCCUGCCCACCGAGUGGCGAGUGCCAUCAACCAACAAAGAAGAUCACGGUCGACGACGACUACGGCCGGCGAGAGCAAGCAAAAAUGAGCGGCAGCGCCGCCGUAAAGGUGAUCGGCUUCUUCGACAGCCCGUUCAGCCACCGCGCGGAGGCGGCGCUCUGCCUCAAGGGAGUUCCCUACGAGCUCAUCCAGGAGAAGGACCUGCGCAACAAGAGCGAGCUGCUGCUGCACCACAACCCCGUGCACAAGAAGGUGCCCGUGCUCCUCCACGGCGACCGCCGCGCCGUCUGCGAGUCGCUCGUCAUCGUCGAGUACGUCGACGAGGCGUUCCACGGCCCGCCGCUCCUCCCCGCCGACCCCGCCGACCGCGCCGCCGCCCGCUUCUGGGCCCGCUUCAUCGAAGACAAGUGCUCGACGUCGUUCUGGCUGGCGAUGUGGACGGAGGGCGAGGUGCAGCAGGGGUUCAUGAGGGAGAUCAAGGAGAACCUCAAGCUGCUGGAGGGGCAGGUGAAGGGGAAGCGGUUCUUCGGCGGCGACGACGUGGGCUACCUCGACGUCGCCGCCAGCGGGUUCGCGCACUGGCUCCCGGUCUGCGAGGAGGUCGCUGGCGUCAGCGUGGUCACCGCCGAGGAGUACCCGGACCUGUGCCGGUGGGCGAGGGAGUACACCUCCCACGACGCCGUGAAGCAGUGCCUGCCCGACAGGGAGGAGCUGCUCGCCCGUUUCAGCGCCAGGAAGGACUCGUUUGUGGCCACGGCGAGGUCAAUGGCGCCGGCGCCGGAGAAGAAGUAGUAAUCCUGCCUGCGUGCAUGCCACAGUAGGAAUUAAUUGUUUGUGUCGAGGUCAAUAUGGGUUGUUGAAAAUGGGUGCAUGGAUAACAUAAAAGAAUUGUAACAAGUGGUCAGGACUGCUGUCACGUAUGAUGGCUCCCGGGUGUUUGGUUCCAACUUUGUUUGACUGCUUGAAUAAAAAAGAAAGUACCGGCUGUGUUCCUUAAUUAAA
Messenger RNA from Sorghum bicolor (sorghum), 1275 nucleotides. RefSeq names its product glutathione transferase GST 23. Gene Ontology annotation, molecular function: glutathione transferase activity. The transcript is spliced from 2 exons. The coding region runs from base 358 to 1065 and encodes 235 amino acids. Lineage: Eukaryota; Viridiplantae; Streptophyta; Magnoliopsida; Poales; Poaceae. Gene Ontology annotation, biological process: glutathione metabolic process. The record is from RefSeq and is a predicted model, not a curated record. Gene Ontology annotation, cellular component: cytoplasm.